AUGCAUGCACGUGCGCGCGAGAGUAACGAAAGACUAAAAAAAAAAGUGAACGGAGGGGAGUAUGGGGGAAGGGAACAAAAAGAGCAUGCGUCCCCAGCCCACGGCCUCGCCCCCCUCUCACUCGCCCACGCGGUCUCCCCGCCUUCGUGCCGUUGGUUUUCUCUUCCCUUUUCUGCCUUGCGCUGCCCCCGCGGCUGGGGCCCGCCACGCCGGAGGGGCGCUAGCGGGCCAGCACGACGGCACGCCUACUCCGUCCUCGCCCUCCGCGCCCCCGGCCCGCUGCUGCCGUCCCGCCCCUCCCCGCACUUCGCCGUGACGGCGGCGACCGGGUCGCGCCAGACGUCCUCCACCAACGCCAGCAGCAGAUCCCUGCGGUCCUCCAUCUCGGACUCCCAGUUCUCCACGGCGUCGGCGAGCUCGUCCUCCUCCUCCUCGUCAAACGCCUCGUCGUCCUCCGGGUGCGGCAGCAUUUUGCUGAACACGUCAAGAAACUCCACCCCGCGUCGUCGACGGCGACCGCUCGCGCUUCCG
Molecule: messenger RNA, 531 nt
Organism: Trypanosoma conorhini
Lineage: Eukaryota; Euglenozoa; Kinetoplastea; Trypanosomatida; Trypanosomatidae
Exons: 1
Source: RefSeq, a predicted model, not a curated record